CUUCACUCCUUCAUCGACGGGAACGUCAAGUUCGGAGGGAGCAUCCCAACCGAGGAAAAGGGGGAGCCGCGGGAGAGCUCAUCUGUGCAAACGGGGUGGGGAGAGCAAAGAAGAGAAAAGGGAGAGCAAAUAACCCACGUGAAGGACAGGAAUGAAUUGGGAUUCCCACCUGCCAGGUUUUCACAUAACAGGUUAUAGCUGCUUCUUGUUAAACUAAGGGGGAACCCUGGCAAGAUGGCUUCCAAUCCUCCUGGACAAGGCUUUCAGAAUAAGAACAGGGUUGCGAUCUUGGCUGAGCUUGACAAAGAGAAGAGGAAGCUACUGAUGCAAAACCAGUCUUCCACGAAUCACCCCGGAGCCAGAGUUCUGCAGCCACUCUUCCAAACAUAUGAACUCCCCAUCCUGAAGACUAUGGACCCCUGCAUCUCUCUAGCUAGAUCCUCCCUUAACAAGGAUUUCCGCGAUCACGCUGAGCAGCAGCACAUAGCGGCACAGCAAAAGGCCGCUCUGCAGCAUGCUCAUGCACAUUCUUCAGGAUACUUUAUAACCCAAGACUCUGCCUUUGGAAACCUUAUUCUCCCUGUGUUGCCACGACUUGAGUCAGAGUGAGACAGAGAGUCCGUAGAAUGAAGAUCAUCCACUGCCGCAGGUGUUGUUUCUCCAAACUUUCAGUCGAUGGUUUGUGAAAAUAAGAGAGGACUCAAAACUGAUUUCUUUUUUUAAUUCAUUAU
This is a messenger RNA of Lacerta agilis (Sand lizard), 731 nucleotides long. It is a transcript of the gene INIP, whose product is annotated as INTS3 and NABP interacting protein. Gene Ontology annotation, cellular component: SOSS complex; nucleus; nucleoplasm. The record is from RefSeq and is a predicted model, not a curated record. Lineage: Eukaryota; Metazoa; Chordata; Lepidosauria; Squamata; Lacertidae. The coding region runs from base 235 to 609 and encodes 124 amino acids. Gene Ontology annotation, biological process: DNA repair. The transcript has 6 exons.